AUGACUAGUCGCAAAAACAGAUUAAGUCUAGCAUCAGAAAACCGAAAAGAUGGCGUCGCGAAAUCACCGAACUUGCGACUCACACCAUCCCGGAAAGCGAGAGCAGCUAGACCGAGUUCAGACAAUCAGUCAAACAAUGAGGAACGCUACGAAGUUUCUCCAUCACAGGGAGGCGACUUUUCGCCCGUGGUUCCUUUCACACAGGACGCUUUUCAUGCUAUCAACGGUGUGUCGUGGGAGUGGAACAGUCCGCAGCGUCUGAACGGCCAACCGAGGCUGCUCCGAGCGGACACGAAGAAAUCCAUCAGUAAAGUCCAUACCAGAAAAGCAAUCAUACAUAUCGAAUCUCCGUGUGCCAUACCGAAGAAAGCGACGGGUUUCAACAAGUUCAUCUCCAAGCUUAACCUCCUGAUGGGAAAGGAGAACAUGGAAGAAUUAGGUGACUUACCAGAGCCACUAGACGCAAAUCAGGAACCGGCCGAGUGCGGACAGGUUUCCGAAGCGUCAGACACAUCGGACGUCCUGCUUGAUGCGCCAGAAAGCGUUGUGCUUAUUGAUGCAAAUGAGAUUAUUGAGAAACAGUCACCAGAGCGAACCGCCGACAGUGAUGACGAUCUCUUUCAAGAUGCCGUCAUCGAUGCUGGGAGCGAGGAUGCACAAAACGGCGAUUCGCUCGAUGCUGGACUCGACGAUUCCCGACUCAACAGCAUGCUGAUAAAAGCAAGUCAAACGGCUGAGCAAAACAUUACCAAAACAACAUCACCGCAGGCCGCGGCGUCGUCUCCACCGAUCGGCGAGUGUUCGACGAAGGCCAAGCCCACACGCCACAGUAUUCCAUCCGAAAUGAAUGACUCCGAUAUGGACGGGUUUCUUGUGCAGGCUUCUCUGAUGGCGGAAGUGAAACGCAACAGUUCGCAAGAGUCAUCUUGUUCGAAUAGUGUGUUGCCGGGCAACGACGUGGCCACUUCUAGUCGGACGAUUGCCUCCAGAUUGAACACAGCCACAACCACAAAUGCGCGGUCACAGCCAGCUCAAAAAAGUGCUUCAAAAUCACCACCCGAAGGUAGCUGUGGCGAGACGUCGUCCAUGUCACAGGAAGAAAUAAAGGCCAUAAUAGAACAGAAGCGCCAGGAAGCGCUGCGCCGUCUGCAGAACAAUCGGUUAAGGCGAGCGAUGAAGGGUACUACCACCAACGGAUAGCGGCUGUUUCAAC
Anopheles bellator is the source of this 1213-nucleotide messenger RNA. RefSeq lists its product as uncharacterized. NCBI's taxonomy places the organism in Eukaryota, Metazoa, Arthropoda, Insecta, Diptera, Culicidae. The record is from RefSeq and is a predicted model, not a curated record. Bases 1 to 1200 code for a protein of 399 amino acids. The transcript is spliced from 3 exons.